UCGGAUUAGGUUAGUGUGGGUUAACAGGGAUCUCUCCGCCCUGCAUGGGACAUCCGCGCACUUUCUUUUACUUUCUGGUGUGGCACCUUUUUUUUUUUUAACAUAAAUUAUUACGUCACUCAGACAUCCACGCGCUCCAGAACCCGUAACUUCUUUCCCUUUAAAACACUUUCGUUUUCUUUAUUCUGAGGAUGGGAACUCUUCUCCGAAGAUGACAGCCGGUUAAACUGGAUCAGCUUUAAUGAUGCCAAACCCUUCAGGUUUCUGCAGCACUCUUCGUGUGUUUUGACUGACUUUUUGUGUGCUUUAGUUGUGUUAUGCGCACACACCAGCGCGCGCCAGGCGGAUCUCCCCCCCGCGCGCGCGGCUGCCCUGGGCUCCGGGUCAGAUGGUGCUGAUCACGGACGACAGGGAUGGAGGAGUCGCCUCGUCGCUCCGCGUCAAGCAGCUGCAGCAGCCGAAGAAAGUCCACCCGACCAUAACCGAGGAGCCCCCGUCCUACUACGAGGAGGACUCCCUGCGCUCGUGCGCGGAGGAGGUGGAAGAGGAUGGUGACGAUGAGGAGGGAAGCGAGGAAGACAGCGACGAGUUCGAGGAGGUCGACUUCGAGGACUUGGAGGACUGUCGGAGCAUCGCGUCGGAUGACUCCUUCUAUCCUCCGGAUGACGCGUUCGCGGACUCGGAGCGCAGUCCGUCCCCGGACAGCCCGGAGCCGCUGUCCUUCUUCAGGGCGUGCUGCUCCAACAACGCGGCCGUCGUCCGGAUCCUGAUCCGGCACGGAGUGAAGGAGGAGGAGGUGAAGGAGACCGACAGGAACAGCAGGACCGGGCUGAUGGUUGCGUGUUACCAAGGUUUUGUGGACGUGGUCAUAGCGCUGUCCCAGUGUCCGCACCUGGACGUCAACUGGCAGGACAGCGAGGGAAACACCGCUCUCAUCACCGCUGCGCAAGCAGGUCACAUAACAAUCACCAACUAUCUGCUGAACUACUACUCAGGGCUGGACAUCGAGAGAAGAAACUGCCACGGCUUCACUGCUCUGAUGAAAGCUUCCAUGCAGGGCAGGGUGGACUGCGUGCGCUCGCUCAUGAUGGCAGGAGCUUCUCUAAACGCAAGAGACUUUGGUCGCAACCUGACAGCCAGAGAGUGGGCCGUGUUUACGGGACGGUACGAAACGGCCUGGGUGAUGACGCGCCUGGUGGAACGGUCCUGUGCGUUCCAGUACUGUGAUGCGUACAGUUUAGAGUGGCCCCCGCUGACAUCCCUGGUAGCCAAAGCUCAAGAGCCCCGCAGCUGCCUGAAGCGCCUGUCGGACACAGUGCGGAACGUCUUCAACAUCGCAAACGUCACCAACCCSGAGGACGAGGGCGUCAUCGACCACAUGGUGUCUGUCACCACAGCAAUCAGGAGCCCGGUCAUCGCCGUGGCCUGUCGAACCGUGUGUCCCGACAGUCCUCCAAGUGUGGGCAAGCGGCGGUACGCCGUGCCAGAGAUCAUCCGCCAGCAGCGUGCCAGAGAGCUCCGCUCCACCAACCCUGCUCGAGCGGACAGCCACCUGAAACUCUUCCAGAACUCCCGGGUCACCCUGGUGGCCAAGAACGCAGAGGACCGUCGGCCCAGCCUUCAGGUCCAGAAAUCGGCGCCCCGACAGAGGAGCUCUAGCCUGGGCAUGGUGGCCUACAACCAGGCCCUGGAGCUGCGCAGAACCAGCCUGCUGCCGAUGCACAUGGUGCUGAGGCGGAGCAGCGUCAGGCCCGGGUUCAGCAUCCCCAAGGUCAGGAUUUCAAAGGCCCCGACRCCCACCUACGAACCAGAAAUAGUUCGGAGGAAAAGCAGCAUCAAGGACGGAGGGGGCAACUUUCUGCAGAUCCCCAAGUGGAGGUACAAGGAGCUGAAGGAGCAGAGGAGGAAAGCAGAGGAGGCUGAGAAGAAGAGGCUGGAGGCUGUAACCAGGAGACACAUGGAAGCUGGGAGAAGGAAAUGACAUUUUCACCUCAGGGACCAAACUUGAACAGAAAGAACUGGCUGUAAUAUUUGGAAUGAUACAUUCUGCAUUCAGGGUUCCUCUUUAAAAAAAAAAAAAGAAGAAACUUAACGAUUGGCUGCUUUAAACGACUUCAAGAGCAUUUUUACACAAUUCUUUAGAAUUUCUCGUGAAGUCGAACAGUGGUCACACAGAGGGUCAUUUUUUGAAAAGUUAAUUUAUUUGAUUAUUUAUUGCUUUUCUUAAAUGGACGGCUACGAUGAGCUGCAGUGGUUUUUGUAGCGCAUUACAGAAAACAGUAGCAGACUGACAGCAGCAUCAGGGAAUCUGGAAGCAAUUUAAUGAAAUAUUUUGUAAAAUCGUCUUUGACAUAUUCACUAAUGAGUGAGAAAUAAUGUUAAAAAAGCUAAAAACAGCAUUACUAAAUAUAUAUUUUAGAUUMUUUAUGUUGCUUGAGAGCCUUAGCCUGAAUGUAUUUGUAUACAGAUAUUUUAUAUUUUAUAUUAGCGAUUGAAUUACAUUUUUUUAUUCAAUGUGGAUUUUUUCCCCCACAUACUGAUAUGCAAACUGUUAGUUGUAAUGUUUGUGUCCAAGACUAAUAUAUAUAAAAAAAACUUCCCAAAGCAAAAGGAAAGUUUAAUUUAUAAACAUUUAUGAUGAAAAACCAAAUGGGACUGUCUUUAUGCUAACGUUAAAUGAUGCAAUAACCGAUGGGUGGGUUUUACAGGGUGCGGAUGGUGUGAGAGAAAUAAUUUGCUGACAGUGACUGAGCCUCAGCCAUGUUGUGUCAGGAUAAUAAAGAAGAUAUAGAACGUCAAAAA
Messenger RNA from Austrofundulus limnaeus, 2802 nucleotides. RefSeq names its product ankyrin repeat domain 33ba (gene ankrd33ba). The record is from RefSeq and is a predicted model, not a curated record. The coding region runs from base 389 to 1981 and encodes 530 amino acids. Gene Ontology annotation, molecular function: protein binding. The transcript is spliced from 6 exons. NCBI's taxonomy places the organism in Eukaryota, Metazoa, Chordata, Actinopteri, Cyprinodontiformes, Rivulidae.